AUGAUGAUUUAUGUCCCAUUGUCACAACAGAACAGAAUUUUGACAGACUUCUUGUUCCUCUGGACCAUCCAAGUAGAAAAAGGAGAUAAUUACUAUAUAAACCAUUUUCACAUGCUCCGUGCUCAUACCUCAGCUCAUCAGUGGGAUUUGAUGCACUCUGGACUGGAUGCAUUCCUGGUUGCAGGAGAUGUUUAUCGCCGCGAUGAGAUUGAUAGAACCCAUUUUCCAGUUUUUCAUCAGAUGGAAGGUGUCCGCCUAUUCUCAUACCAUGAGCUGUUUGCUGAUGUAAAAAGUAUGGAUACUUGCCAGUUGUUCGAACAAGGGAUUCGUACACCUAAUAAGCAAGAAUCCCACACUUUGGAGGCUGUGAAAUUGGUAGAGUUUCAGCUGAAGCAAACACUUUCUAAACUAAUAACGCAUCUUUUUGGAGAAGGACUGGAGAUUAGAUGGGUAAACUGCUACUUCCCAUUUACACACCCAUCUUUCGAAAUGGAGAUCAAGUUUCAGGAGAAUUGGUUGGAAGUUCUAGGAUGUGGCAUCAUGGAACAGAAGCUGGUGAAUUCAGGUAACAAAAAAUAUUUAUAUAUAUGUAUAUUUCUAAAUAAUCACUUUAAGCUUAAUACACAGCUGAUAUACACGUGA
Messenger RNA from Staurois parvus, 642 nucleotides. The record is from the annotation of a GenBank genome assembly. Lineage: Eukaryota; Metazoa; Chordata; Amphibia; Anura; Ranidae.